CCUCUUCUCCUUCUUCUCUAUCUCGCUCGCGCUUCCCUUCCCUCUCGCUGCCUUCCCUUCCCUUCCCUUCGCUCGCUGCUAGGGUUUCGCUCCGCUCUGCUCCGCGGGGGCGGCGCUCCUGCAGAUCCGCCGGCCGGAUGAGCUGAGCGGCAACGCAACAGCCGUCGUCGUCCUCGUCGCAUGGGGUCGCAGCUCAAGCGCCCUAACAACAUCGAGCGAUCCGAUCCCCGCAACAUGUCCCCGCCGCCGCCACCGCCGCCGGCCGCCGCCGCAGCGGCGCCGCCCGGCCAGAAGCUCACCACCAACGACGCCCUCGUCUACCUCAAGGCCGUCAAGGACCAGUUCCAGGACAACCGGGCCAAGUACGAGGAGUUCCUCGAGGUCAUGCGCGACUUCAAGAGCGCCAGGAUCGACACCGCCGGCGUCAUCAUCCGGGUCAAGACCCUCUUCAAUGGCUACCCCGAACUCAUCCUCGGCUUCAACACCUUCCUGCCCAAGGGCUACGCGAUCAAGUCCCAGGACCUCGAGAAGAAGCCCGUCGAUUUCAUGGAGGCCAUCAGUUUCGUCAACAAGAUCAAGAGCCGGUUCCAGCAAGAGGACCACGUCUACAAGGCAUUCCUGGGCAUACUCAACAUGUACCGGAUGCACAACAAGUCCAUCCAAGAUGUCUACGAGGAGGUUGCGACACUGUUCCACGACCAUUCCGACUUGCUCGAGGAGUUCAAGCAUUUCUUGCCCGACACAUCAGCCGCUCCACAGGUGUUGACUGUUCCUAGAGGUGUUUCUGUCAAACAGGGCGACAGGAGCCCAAUAAUGCCUUCUGCUAGGAAUAUUCACAACAUUAAGAGAGAGAGGCCUCAUCCAUCAACUGCUGAUCGUGACAUCAGUGUUGAUCGCCCUGAUCUCGAGCAUGAUCCUGAGAGAAGGCGUAUUGAGAAGGAAAAGGGUCGUAAGAUCGACCGGGAUAGAAGAGAUUACGACAAGGAUGGGGAAUAUGAUAGUAAAGAUUUGGACGGAGGGCAACACAAGCGCAAACCUUUCCCCAAGAAGCCGGAGGGUACUUGUGCUGAGACACACCAAGGUGUAUACCCACAAGAGUUUCAUUUCUGCGAGAAAGUCAAGGAGAAGCUAGAGCCUGAAGCUUACCAGGAGUUUUUGAAAUGCCUGCACAUAUACAGCCAGGAAAUAAUUACAAGAAGUGAAUUAAAAAAUUUGGUAACCGAUAUACUUCAGCGCUAUCCAGAUCUUAUGAAUGGAUUUAGCGAGUUCUUGGAACAUUGUGAAACUAUAGAUGGCUUUCUGGAUGGAGUCGUCAAUAAAAGGCAAACACCACGAACAGUGAAGACAGUGGAAAAAGAGAGAGACAAAGGGCGUGAUGGGGAGGAUAGGGAGAGAGAUAGCGAAAAAUUGAGUGAAAAAGAACGAGAAAGGCUUGAGAAAGGGUCUGCACUCAAUUCUAAAGAAACCGCUACCCACAAAGCUGCUGCGUUCUCUAGCAAAGAGAAGUACCUAUGCAAGCCAAUAUCAGAACUUGACCUCUCAAAUUGUCAGCGGUGUACUCCUAGUUACCGACUUUUGCCUAAAAAUUACCCAAUGCCUCCUGCAAGUUGCAGAACUGACCUUGGAGUCUCUGUGCUCAAUGAUCUCUGGGUAUCGGUGACCUCAGGAAGUGAGGAUUAUUCAUUUAAACACAUGCGGAAGAACCAGUAUGAAGAAAGCUUGUUCAGAUGCGAAGAUGACAGGUUUGAGUUGGACAUGCUGUUGGAAUCUGUUAACGUGGCGAUCAAGCGUGUUGAGGAGUUGAUACAAAAGAUGCAAGACAAUUUAAUCAAACCAGACAGCCCUAUACGCAUCGAUGAACAUUUGACUUCUUUGAAUCUGAGGUGCAUAGAACGGUUAUAUGGUGACCAUGGGCUUGAUGUUAUGGAUGUUCUUCGCAAAAAUGCUAGCGUCGCAUUACCAGUUAUUUUAACCAGGCUUAAGCAAAAGCAGGAGGAAUGGUCAAGGUGCAGGUCAGAUUUUAAUAAAGUUUGGGCUGAAAUAUAUGCCAAGAAUUAUCACAAGUCCCUUGACCACCGUAGUUUCUAUUUCAAACAACAAGAUACAAAGAAUCUGAGCACAAAAGCUCUAUUGGUUGAGAUCAAAGAAAUUAACGAGAAGAAAAGGAAGGAGGACGAUGUGCUUCUCGCUAUUGCUGCUGGGAACAGGCGUCCAAUAGUUCCCAAUAUGUCAUUUGAGUAUGUAGAUCCAGAAAUUCAUGAAGAUCUUUAUCAGAUCAUCAAGUAUUCUUGUGGGGAAGUCUGCAGUUCUUCAGAUCAAGUUGACAAAGUGAUGAGAACCUGGACAACUUUUCUGGAGCCUAUUCUGGGAGUUCAACCCCGAGCACAUGGUGUUGAAGAUGGAGGUGUGGUAAAACCUAAGAGCCGAACCCCUACGUCUGGUCUUGCAAGUGUUGGGGAAAGUAACAAUGCAACCACAAAUGGUGGAGUUGCUGUUAAGCAAGCCAAUGGGGACGAGAGCAUUCCAAAGGAACAAGCUCAAUCUUCUCAUUCUUUAGUGGUGAAUGGAGUUACAGAAGAUGAUCAAAAUGGUUUCCAUGAUGCUGAUCGAAGUGUUCACCGAGGCGAGGGGCCAUCUAACACUUCAUUACAUGGUAGAGCGCAAAAUACUGAUGAGAUGCUGGCAGUAACUGCACAAAACAUCUCCACUGAAAGAUCAGUAGAGAACACUCACCUUUCUCGCACCGAACAGAAUCAGCGUAGAACAAAUAUGGACCUUACAUCAGGUACUAACUCUUCUAGAAGUAAUUUCGCCGGAGGUGAGGUUGCGGUUGAAGCUAUGGGUGGCAGUGAAACAAUUCCCUCUAUUGGGAGAGGAGAAACUGGGAGGCCAGGAUCUUUGAGCAGGGAGGAGAAUAAAGUUUAUGCUGCAUCUCACAACAAUUCAAAGGUUGAAAGAGAAGAGGGAGAAUUAUCUCCUAAUGGGGAUUUUGAAGAGGAGAAUUUUGGGCCUCUUGGAAAUGUAGCUGUAGAUGGAGCUUCGAAACCGAAGGAAGCUCCUGCUGGCAGAUCUAGACCAGCCGAGUUUGCUGGAGAGCACGAUGCUGAUGCGGACGACGAGGGAGAGGAAAGUGCCCAGAGAUCUACAGAAGACAGUGAAAAUGCAUCUGAGGCUGGCGAGGAUGCCUCAGGUAGCGAAUCUGGUGAUGGUGAGGAGUGUUCUCGAGAAGAUCACGAGGAGGAAGAGGAUAUUGAUCCUGAUGCGAAGGCAGAAAGCGAGGGUGAGGCAGAGGGAAACACAGAGGCACAGCAUGCUGGUGGAGGAAUAUCAUUACCAUUUUCUGAACGCUUGCACAAUGCAGUUAAACCACUUGCCAAGCAUGUUCCCACUGCUUUGCAUGAUCGUGAUGAGAAGUUUUCAUGCUUGUUUUAUGGAAAUGAUUCAUUUUAUGUUCUGUUUAGGCUACACCAGAUCUUAUAUGAGAGAAUAUUAUCAGCAAAGACAAACUCUUCGACAACUGAAAAGAAGUGGAGAACUUCUAAGGAUACAAUGUCCUCGCAACAAUAUUCAAAGUUUAUUAGUGCACUUUAUGACUUGCUUGAUGGUUCUUCUGACAAUACCAAAUUUGAGGAUGACUGCCGUUCGAUCAUUGGGACUCAGUCGUAUGUUCUUUUUACAUUAGAUAAGCUGAUAUACAAAGUUGUAAAGCAGCUUCAAGCAAUAGCAUCUGAUGAAAUGGAUAACAAGAUGCUCCAGCUUUAUAUGUAUGAAAAGUCCAGGUCUCCUGGAAGGUUCUUCGAUCUAGUUUACCAUGAAAAUGCGCGUGUUCUUCUCCAUGAUGAGAGCAUAUAUCGAUUUGAACGUCGGUCAAAUCCUACAAGACUAUCUAUUCAGCUUAUGGAAUAUGGGCAUGAAAAGCCUGAAGUAACUGCAGUCUCAAUUGAUCCAAAUUUUUCUUCUUACCUUUAUGACGAGUACUUGUCGAGUAUUUCAAAUACGAAAUCAUCUGAUGAUGUCUUCCUUGUGAGGAAUAAGCGGAAGCACGGGAGCAACAAUGGUUCUCAAGCUUCCUUGGAGGUCAUGGAUGAUUUCAUGGUAACUAAUGGCCUCGAAUGCAAGAUAUCCUGCAAAUCCUCGAAGGUUUCGUAUGUCCUUGAUACGGAAGAUUUUUUGUUCCGUAUGAGAAAGAGGAGAAGAGUUUCGUCUGCACCUGACAAGGCAGAUUUUGGGAAAGCGUCUUAUGCUGUAAAAGCACAACGGUUUCAUAGGUUUCUCUCAAGGCCCUAGGGCCAUGUGGCAGAUUCUGCCAUGAUAUCUAAUCUGGAGGGGAUGCUGACGUGCUUUGACAAAUGUUGUGGGAACUGGGUCUUCCCAACCUUUUGAACAGCCUUUGGAAUAAACAGCUGGGGCUGGAGCUAGUAAAUACCAAAGCAUGUAGGCAAUCCUAAGUUACCUGGUUCUCCUCAGAAAAUGUGUAUAUAUGUAUUCCCAGAAUGUCGUCUAUUCAGGUUAAUUUUACUGGUCUCAUUAACUGAUCAUUGUUGUUGUCCAUAUGGUUUUACAUUUACUUUUUUGAAGCUAUACAGACAUCAUUUUAUCUGCCAUUGGAACGUUCCUGUAUUUGUGAGCUGCGCUAUGUUGUAGUGAAUUUUGGUAUUUAACUUUCUGCAAGUGUAUCCUGUAACAAGGGCCAGCAGAAGAACCGUCUUGGUGACACUAA
Messenger RNA from Brachypodium distachyon (stiff brome), 4720 nucleotides. RefSeq names its product paired amphipathic helix protein Sin3-like 4. Bases 181 to 4287 code for a protein of 1368 amino acids. The record is from RefSeq and is a predicted model, not a curated record. The transcript has 23 exons. Gene Ontology annotation, molecular function: transcription corepressor activity. NCBI's taxonomy places the organism in Eukaryota, Viridiplantae, Streptophyta, Magnoliopsida, Poales, Poaceae. Gene Ontology annotation, cellular component: histone deacetylase complex; chromatin. Gene Ontology annotation, biological process: negative regulation of transcription by RNA polymerase II.